Erinaceus europaeus (western European hedgehog) is the source of this 1950-nucleotide messenger RNA. RefSeq names its product adenosine deaminase domain containing 1 (gene ADAD1). Lineage: Eukaryota; Metazoa; Chordata; Mammalia; Eulipotyphla; Erinaceidae. Bases 16 to 1740 code for a protein of 574 amino acids. Gene Ontology annotation, biological process: RNA processing; adenosine to inosine editing. Gene Ontology annotation, molecular function: tRNA-specific adenosine deaminase activity; double-stranded RNA adenosine deaminase activity; double-stranded RNA binding. The transcript has 11 exons. Gene Ontology annotation, cellular component: nucleolus; cytoplasm. The record is from RefSeq and is a predicted model, not a curated record.
GCGACCCGCCUGGCGAUGGCCGGCCACCACGACUGGUUCCCGAGCGCCCGGGUGCCCAGCUUCGCGCAGAUGCUCAAGAGGAACCUGCCCGCGCCGCCCGCGCCCUCGGUGUCCGCACCUGCGGGGCCCGCCGCGGACGGGCUGGGGGGCCUGGCCUCCAAGGUCACGCCGGUCACCGGAAACUUCCCGGAGCCGCUGCUUUCCAAGGGCCUUUCGCCCGUGUCCAACCCUGUGCUGCCCCCGAAGAAGAUCCCGAAGGAGUUCGUCAUGAAGUACAAGCGCGGCGAGAUCAACCCCGUGUCGGCCUUGCACCAGUUCGCGCAGAUGCAGCGCGUCCAGCUUGACCUGAAGGAGACGGUGACCACAGGUAAUGUCAUGGGACCAUAUUUUGCUUUUUGUGCUGUGGUGGAUGGCAUUCAAUACAAAACUGGACUGGGACAAAAUAAAAAGGAGUCUAGAUCCAAUGCAGCAAAAUUAGCUCUUGAUGAGCUUCUACAGUUGGAGGAACCUGAGCCGAGAAUUUUAGAAACAUCAGGUCCUCCUCCCAUCCCUGCAGAGCCUGUUGCUCCACCUGAAGCAGCAUAUGUUUCUAAAGUACAUUACGAAGGGAGACAUGUUCAGUAUGCAAAGAUUUCACUGAUUGUUAAAGAAACAUUUAAUCAACUAAUUUCUAGUCAUUCUGAAUAUCUAAAAUAUAGCAAUUCACUGGCUGCAUUUAUAAUCGAAAGAGUUGGGCAUCAUGAGGUGGUGGCCCUGGGCACCGGCGAGUACAACUACAGCCAGGGCAUUAAGCCGGACGGCCGGGUGCUGCACGACACGCACGCUGUGGUCACGGCGAGGAGGUCUCUCCUGCGGUACUUUUAUAGACAGCUCCUACUCUUCUAUAGCAAAAAUCCUGCUAUGAUGGAAAAGUCAAUAUUUUGUACAGAACCAGCAUCUAGUUUGCUCACUCUCAAACAGAAUAUCAACAUUUACCUCUACAUGAACCAGCUACCCAAAGGAUCAGCCCAGAUAAAGUCCCAAUUGCGCCUUAAUCCACAUUCUAUAUCUGCCUUUGAAGCCAACGAAGAGCUGAGCCUCCACGUGGCUGUGGAGGGCAAGAUCUACCUGACCGUCUACUGCCCUGCGGAUGUGGCCAACAGAGUCAGCAGCAUGUCUGCCAGUGACAAGCUGACCCGCUGGGAAGUGCUGGGUGUCCAGGGGGCGCUGCUGAGCCACUUCAUCCAGCCCGUGUAUGUCAGCAGCAUGCUGGUCGGUGAUGGGAAUUGCACUGAUACCAGAGGCCUAGAAAUUGCUAUAAAGCAGCGUGUUGAUGACGCCCUCACUUCAAAACUCCCCAUGUUUUACCUGGUCAACAGACCUCACAUCAGUUUAGUUCCCUCUGCAUAUUCUCUCCAAACAAGCCUGGAGUCUAAAUCCCUGAGUCUGAACUGGGCACAAGGGGAUAUCUCUCUGGAGAUCGUGGAUGGUCUAAGUGGGAAGAUCACUGAAAGUUCCCCAUUUAAAAGCGGUGUGUCGAUGGCAAGUCGUCUCUGCAAGGCUGCUAUGUUGAAUCGAUUCAACCUGCUCGCCAAAGAAGCCAAGAAAGAAGAGCUGCUGGAAGCGGGCACAUACCAUGCCGCAAAGUGUCUGUCUGGUUCCUACCAAGAAGCCAAAACUCUGUUGAAAGCCUACUUGCAGCAGCAUGGCUAUGGCUCCUGGAUCGCGAAGUCUCCCUCCAGCGAGCAGUUUAGCAUGUGAAUCAGGAGACCCACUAUUAUUAAAGCCUAUCGUUGGUGUGUUUUGACUAGUAAAAAUAUCUUGAAUUAUUGGUGGCCUUCAACUUUCAAAAUAAGCUUAGCAACAAAACUUUCUAGAGAUUGCUGAAAAAUUAUAAAUGUUGAUGUCAAUUUGCAAAACUUUCCAGAGAUUGCUGAAAAAUUAUAAAUGUUGAUGUCAAUUUGCAUUGAA